Papaver somniferum (opium poppy) is the source of this 1605-nucleotide messenger RNA. Its product is annotated as probable E3 ubiquitin-protein ligase ARI7. Lineage: Eukaryota; Viridiplantae; Streptophyta; Magnoliopsida; Ranunculales; Papaveraceae. Bases 1 to 1605 code for a protein of 534 amino acids. The transcript has a single exon. Gene Ontology annotation, molecular function: ubiquitin protein ligase activity; ubiquitin conjugating enzyme binding; zinc ion binding. The record is from RefSeq and is a predicted model, not a curated record. Gene Ontology annotation, cellular component: cytoplasm; ubiquitin ligase complex. Gene Ontology annotation, biological process: protein polyubiquitination; positive regulation of proteasomal ubiquitin-dependent protein catabolic process; ubiquitin-dependent protein catabolic process.
AUGGAUUCAAAAGAUGAGUAUUUGAGUUCUAAUGUAGAAGAGGAAUUUGAUGAUGGUGAUUGUGAUGAUGAUCAUAUUGAUUUUGAUGAUGAAGAGGAUCAAGAGUUUGAAAUUGAUGAUGAUUCAGAUGAAACCGGUGGUAAGGAGAUAUGUUAUACCAUUCUAAAGGAAGAAGAUGUAUGUAAGCGACAGGAAGAAUAUAUUACACAGACAUCUACUAGCCUUUCCAUUCCAACAGAAUCAGCAACCAUCUUGCUGCAAUACUAUAACUGGGAUGUUGAUAAAGCCCAGGAUGCUUGGUUUGCCGACGAAGACAAAGCUCGAAAGGAUGUUGGGUUACAAGAAGUAGUUCCGAUUCAGAACACGGAGAAUAUAAUCAAGUGUAGGAUCUGCUUUGAUGAGUUCGAACGGGAUGGUACGUGUGCUACUACUUGUGGUCAUCUCUUUUGUAAUAUGUGCUGGGCACAAUAUGUUAGCAUUAAAAUUAUUGACGGACCUGGGUGUUUAAGGUUGCGAUGUCCUGAACCGUCUUGCGGGGUCGCUGUUGGUCAGGACAUGGUUAAUGAAUUGGUUUCUGAUGAAGAUAAGGAGAAGUAUUCUCGUUACCUUUUAAGAUCUUACGUCGAAGAUCAGAAAAACAUCAAAUGGUGCCCUUCUCCAGACUGUGAGUUUUCUGUUGAAUUCGUUGCUGGUAGUUCAAGUUUCGAUGUUGUUUGCGGUUCGGAUCAUAGCUUUUGCUGGAAUUGUCUGGACGAUGCGCAUCGUCCAGUGGACUGCGACACAGUCCACAAGUGGGCCGUGAAGAAUACUGCGGAGUCUGAAAACGUAACUUGGAUAUUAGCUAAUUCAAAAUCUUGUCCAAAGUGCAAGAAACCAAUUCAGAAAAACAAGGGGUGUAUGCAUAUGAGAUGCCAUUGCAAUUUUGAGUUCUGCUGGCUCUGCCUUGGUGAUUGGUCAACUCAUGGGGACAAAACAGGUGGUUUUUAUGCGUGUAAUAUCUAUGAGAAAGCAAAAUUGGAGGGACGCUACAAGGAGGAAGAUAAACUGAAGGAGGCUAAAGAUUACUUGGAUAGAUAUACUUUUUACUACGAAAGGUUUGCAGAAAACCAGAAGUCCAGGCUAAAGGCUGCUGGAAGCUUGCAGAAAACCAUAUCUAGUGACUUUGCUAACCUUAGCGACAGAUAUAGGUUGACUGCUUCGAAUCUUCAGGUUAUUAUAGAUGCUUGGCAACAGAUCAUCGAAUGCAGGCGUGUUCUGAAGUGGACUUAUGCCUACGGAUAUUACUUACCUCAAAGUGAACAUGCAAAGAAACAGUUCUUUCAGUAUUUGCAAGGUGAAGCUGAGUCUGGGUUGGAAAGGCUCCAUCAUUGGGCGGAAGUGGAAAUACAAAGAUAUAUCAAGGAAGAUGAUGCACCCGAAGACUUCAACGAUUUCAGUGUAAAUCUACAUUAUCUGACCAAACACACAAGAACUUACUUCGAAAACCUAGUUGGUGCUCUAGAGAAUGGUCUGUCAGAAGUAGACUCCGAGACUGCAGCAAGACAACCGGCUCAUUUCGAAGAAAAUUGUCAAUGUAAGAGCAAGAGAGGCAGGAGACGCAAGUGA